UUUGAUUCCUAAAUAUGAUUCGAUUUAAUACUAGAGCACUAUUAAAUGUUCGAUCUGUAUACACUGGAGCUAAUGGAUCUGGGCCACAUGGAGUCGAUGGGAGACUCCCCUUAAAUUCCAUCGGGUCAAAGGAUGAUUUCUCGCCUACAAUUACUGAUCCGUUUGUAUUAUAUCAGAAUUAUGUAGCACAAGGAAUUCUUACAAAGGACGAAUAUCAGCUUCGAGUCAUGAAAGAAUUUCAAAAGCUCUACUUUAGAUUGAUAGACUACAGGCCUCCAAGCGAUUUGAGUAUCAAGGUUAGCAUAAUAUUACGAAAAUUAGAAAUAAGACGAGCAGAAGAACUUGCACAUAAAAAUAAGAGUCUUGUCACUAAACUUAGUUUGAUAAGUAAUUUAUUUCGAUCGGAUCCAGAUCUGGAGAAGAAAGAAUUGAUACGUAUACUUUCAGACGAAGAUGAAGCAUAUCUUAUAUCAUCGCCCCAGGGUUUGCUUUUGAAUGGAGAAGUUGGAUGUGGGAAAUCAAUGUUGAUGGAUAUGUUUGCUCAGGCAUUGCCCCAUGAAUCGAAAAUGAGAUGGCACUAUAAUAAUUUCAUUCUAUGGGUAUAUAAUCAAAUGUACCAAAUUCAACAAGAACGCCGGUUUACUUCCAUAGUUUAUAAUGGGAUGAAAUCGAGACAUUUGACAAUUGAAAAUGAGUUCGUUCUCUUUGAAGUUGCGCAAAAAAUGAUCCAAAAAAGUACAGUUCUUAUGUUGGAUGAAUUUAUGCUCCCGGAUGUUGCCUCAGCAAACGUAGUCAAAGUAUUAUUAACUUAUUAUUUUAAAUUGGGGGGAGUUUUAGUUGCAACAUCUAAUAAACUUCCACAAGAUCUCUAUUCCAAUGAAUUUAAUAGGAAGUCAUUCACAGGAUUUGUUGGAAUAUUGGGGACAAGAUGCAACAUCGUAGAUAUGAGAAGUGAUAUAGAUUACCGAACUCUCAUGAAUGAUAGUAAUGAAAAUAGAGAGGCAAACAUUAUUGUGAAAUCAAAUAAUUCGAAUCAUGGAAAAGAAUGGGCUAAUUUAAUCAAAAAUGCAUUAGAGGAGAAAAAUGGUUUGCCUGAUCAGUAUAAUAGCUUCUCAUUGAAAGUAUAUGGUCGAACGACCAUAAUUCCGAAAAGUUAUUGCAAUGACACUAUAUGUCUCCUUGAUUUUCUGUACAUAUGUCAAGGAUUAUAUUCGUCUUCUGACUACAUAACUUUGGCGUCACAGUACAAGGUUAUUAUAUUGGACAAUGUACCUAUUAUGACCAUGAAAAUGAAGAAUGAAGCUCGAAGAUUUAUUACAUUACUUGAUGCGAUUUAUGAAUCUAAAUGUCAAUUCUAUAUUCGUACCGAGGUACCUGUCGAUGAAUUGUUUUUCCCCGAUUCCACUGAGGACAGUGUUGCAUCAACCGAAUCUACGUUACAAGUACAAGCAGAAGAAAUGUUUGCCAAAACAGUAAUGGAUAUGGAAAGCCCAUAUAGGCCAAAUGCUAUAGAAUAUACACGAGAAUUUGACGAGUCCUCAUCAGCUACUCCGAAGAUUCGUAAUUUUCUGAAUACGACUGCUUUCACAGGAGAAGACGAAAAAUUUGCCUACAAGAGAGCAGUACUGAGAAUUAAAGAAAUGACUGGUAGUAAACAGUGGAAGUCUAAUACUUGGGUACCUAUAGACUCAACAAUGAGACCAUGGGAGGAUGCGCAAAAUAAAUAUUUCUCGACACAAGGUGGUAUAGAGAACGAGGAUAUCACUAAUAAAGAUGAAGCCCCUCGGUUUGGACAACAUCACUUCUGGGCUCUAGGUCCAUGGACUAUUUUGAAUGGGAAAAGGCUACAAGAUCAAAUAGCAAAAAGAUGGAUAAGGUCGGGAAUAAAAAGUGAAGUUGAGAUGAAUAGAGCAAUGCAAUCUAGGAAUAGAGACGAAUGAUUGGAUGGAUCUUGAAAUAUUUAAAAUGGGUUAGUGGUUACUAUCCAAAGGAAGUACUAGGGGAUAUAAAUAGAA
Molecule: messenger RNA, 2015 nt
Organism: [Candida] anglica
Lineage: Eukaryota; Fungi; Ascomycota; Pichiomycetes; Serinales; Debaryomycetaceae
Source: the annotation of a GenBank genome assembly